This is a messenger RNA of Aptenodytes forsteri (emperor penguin), 1767 nucleotides long. It is a transcript of the gene TCHP, whose product is annotated as trichoplein keratin filament binding. The record is from RefSeq and is a predicted model, not a curated record. Gene Ontology annotation, cellular component: keratin filament. Gene Ontology annotation, biological process: apoptotic process. The transcript is spliced from 11 exons. The annotation marks the transcript as partial. Lineage: Eukaryota; Metazoa; Chordata; Aves; Sphenisciformes; Spheniscidae.
UCGGAGGCCGUCGGGAUGCGGCAGCGGAGCGAGGAGCCGCGAGCCGGCCGGGAGGAGCGGAGGAGGAAGGUUGCUGAGCAGCUGCUGUCUGAGCACUGGAAGAAAAACAACGCUGAGCUCCGGGAGGUGGGGUCGGAGCUGCACAGGAAGCAGGUGAUAGAGGCUUGGGGGGAUCAGCUAAUGCAAAAAACCAAGCAAGAAGCAACUGAACUUGAAGAGAAAAAACGUUAUGAAAAUGAAUAUGAAAUUGCGCGAAGGGGAGCGCUGGAAAGAAUGAAACAAGAGGAAGAGAAGCGCCAGCUGGAGGAGACGUUGCUUCAACAAAUAGAAGAACUGAAAUUACAGGAGACAGAGGCAACAAAGCUAAAAAAAGAACAAGAGAAUUUAUUAAAGCAGCAGUGGGAGCUGGAGAACUUGGAAGAAGAAAGGAAACAAAUGGAAGAGCACCGGAAGAAGAAAGAGCUUGGUCGCUUUUUGAGGCAUCAGUGUAAUGCCCAGCUAAAGAGACGAGCCCAGCAGAUACAAGAGGAGCUGGAGAUAGACAGGCAAAUCUUAUUAGCCCUCCUCGAGAAAGAAGAUGAGGAUCAGCGCCGCCAGUCCGCGCGGCGAGAACGAGCCGUUGCAGAUGUUGCCUGGAUGAAACAUGUCAUUGAGGAACAGCUCCAGUUAGAAAAGGAGAGGGAGGCAGAGCUGCAGACUAUUUUUAGAGAAGAAGCUAAAAAAAUGUGGGAGAAGAGGGAAGAAGAAUGGGAAAGAGAGAAGGCGGCCAGAGAUCGCCUGAUGAACGAGGUCCUUGCAGGCAGGCAGCGCCAGAUCCAAGAGAAGAUGGAGUUAAACAGACGAGCCCAAGAAGAGUCUAUAAAGUAUCGAGAGGAGCUGAUUAAAGAACUUGAGGAGGCAAAAGAACUGACUAGGCGAGAGAAGGAGCAGGAGGAGGAACUGAAGACGGCCCGCAGGCAGGAGCUGGAGGCCCAGCUGACAGAGCACCGCUUACAAGAACGGGAGGAGCAGCAGCGCCAGAGGGAGGAGGAAGGAGAGGAGAGAUCAGCCCGGUGGCGCUGCGAGGAGUUAGUGCGGCAGGAGGCCAAGCGCAUGGCUGAGCAAGGGUACCGCAGCAGGCUCUACAGUUACCCGAAAGCAGCGUGGACCUGAGGAUUCUUGUCCUUUGCACCCGAGGAACAAGCACUAAAUGCAGUUGCAGACUACAGAAAGAAAACUUUGAAGAAUCAAGGAACUCCUGAAGUAAUGGUGGCUUUGGAAUAGCCUACAAUGAUGCCAGGACUCAACUCCGUAGAUUUCUGAAAAUAUUUAGCUGUGGCGCAGUUGAACACAAGAGCAAAUUUCUGCUGGCUUCAAGAAUGCGGAGGUGUGAGCAUCCUUGGAGGACUGAACUGCUUCGCUUGCUCCGUGUUCAGAGGUUGCGAUGUUGUAUUUUAGUAUGUGCUACCCCGGGGCAACACAGCAAAUAAACAGGCCCCUUGGCUCUAGGCCGUGAAAGAAUCCGUGCCUCCCGUGGAACGGGACCUGUAAACCACUACGUGCUGCGUUUGCUAUUUAAAGUGUCAGACUCCCACCUCUGAGAAGCAGGACGUGCCUAGAGGCCCAGCUGGCUUUUAGGAGUUAAUUCAUAACGCGUUGCAGAUCGGUAAGAUAGAUAACGUGUGCUGUGGCAGUAAUUCUUAACGUGUCCAGUUCCUCUCCAGAAGGUGCCGAAGACUUCAUGAAUUUCUUCUGCUUGUUUCAUAAAUAAUGAAUAACUGCAACCUG